AGUCGGUAGCUCGCAGUGGAGGGAGGAGGAGCUCCAACUGUGCUCUUUGAUGGUAGUUUUUGCACCUUUGGGUGCUUGUCGUGUUCGUUUAUUUUUCAAAGAAGACAGCAGGUCCCUGACCUCAUAGACCAGCUAGUUUGGGAGGUGGCGGCAGAAUAAGGGCUGAGGCCCCAGAUCUGCCUGGGGUCAGGCUGCUUCUAAAAGUGCAGGGCCACCCUCAGUAGUGUGGCUGCUAGGGCAGCACAGUUACAAUUUCGCUGAAGGCUGAGGCAGGUGUGGAGAGGCACGGAGAGGCCCCAUGGGGAAUAUACUGACCUGUUGUAUCAACUCCAACUGUGGCUGGCCCAGGGGGAAGGAGGCACCCUGUUAUGAAUCUGAUACUGAUAUUUAUGAGGCUGUGGCUGCUGCAACAUCAGAAUCCACUACUGUACAGCCUGGCAAGCUGGAUGUGGGAGCCACGGAGGGCCAAGACCUGCAGCACAUCAGCAACCAAAAGAUGCCCACAGGUCCCCCUGAGGACCGCCUGAGUUUAAAAUUUCUGCCACCAAGUGAGGAAGACGAUGAUGCCAAGAUUUUACCAUCACCUGUCCAGGGUUCUUCUGAGGACAAGCUGAGUUUAGUAUGCCUACCACGAAGUGAAGAUGAUGACUGUGAUGAUGAUGAUGAUGAUGUCCAGAUUUUACCGUCACGUGUCCAGGGUGGCUGUUACCAGUUUGAUAGCAGUUCUUGUUCUUCUGAGGACAACCUGAGUUUAGUAUGCCUACCACGAAGUGAAGAUGAUGACUGUGAUGAUGAUGAUGAUGAUGUCCAGAUUUUACCAUCACCUGUCCAGGCUUGUUCUGAAGGUAGCCUGUUUUUAAGAUGCUCACUGAGACGCAAAGAUGAAGAAGAAGAAGAAGAAGAAGAAGAAGAUGAUGACAUCCACAUAACAGCUCGGAUAGAAAGUGACUUGACGCUGGAGAGUCUAAGUGAUGAGGAGAUUCAUCCAGCAUCUCACAACCAUGGCUGGCAGAUGCCAAGGGGAUGUGUGAGAUGGCCCAGCUCCAGGAUGAAACUCAACUUGAGGGAAGCUGGGGAGAGCCUCACAGCGCUGGACAAGCCAUCAGAUGGCACUGCCCCCAGGGACACACCCGGGGGCGUGGACAGGGAUAUGCAGGACCUAAGGCAAAGGGUGGCUUCAAACGUGACAGCAGAUCAGCCGCUGGGAAAAUACCAGAGGGGAUUUGACAGCUGGGCCAGGUGUUCCAGGACAGCACUUUGCAAAAGAUUUUCCAUCCAAACUUCCAGCAAGAAGUAGAUCUUCCAUCGUUAUCCAGAGCAUAUCUACGCAUUCAGAUGAAGAAAACAACGCUGACAUGCAUUAUCUCCCAACACCAACCUCAACCCAGCCCUGGAAAGUGAACAGAGCCAGCAGCAUUUCCAGCCCCGCCUCUGGAGGAAGGAGAGGAACCUGAGACUCUUGGGUGACCUGAGGCGUCUCUGGCAGCACCAGCAAAAGAGCCUGGCCCUGGCCGCCCAGCACAGGUGCUCAGUCCCUCCUGACUGCCACUGCUCCCUCAACACCAAAGCACAGGGUCGCGAGAUGUUGGGAGAGGGUCGGGGAUGCUGGGCUGGGAGAGGACCUGGGGGCCUGUCAGAAGCCAUGACAUGAUGCGCUCACCGCUCAGGAGGAAGCUACUGGCCUUUGAGUGAAAUCUAUAAGAAUGAACUCUGGAGAUGUAUCGUACAACAUGGAGUCUACAGUUAAAAAAUGUAUUGUAUACUGGAAAAUUGCUAAGAUUAGAUCUUCCAUGUUCUCACUACAAAAGCAUAAGUAUGUGAGGUGACAGACGUGUGUGUCAGCUUGAUUUAAUCAUUUUGCAGUGUGGCAAAGCAUCGCAUUGUAGGUGGUAAAUAUAUAUACAGUUUUGUCAAUUAUACCUUCAGGAAGCUGGGGUGGUUGGUGUGUGUGUGUGUCUGUGUGAUGUGAGGUCAGUGAGGUGCUGAACAUGGUGCAUUAAACAGCAUUUUCAUUCUUA
Molecule: messenger RNA, 2018 nt
Organism: Pan troglodytes (chimpanzee)
Lineage: Eukaryota; Metazoa; Chordata; Mammalia; Primates; Hominidae
Gene: DRICH1
Product: aspartate rich 1
Exons: 13
Coding region: 299-1297 (332 amino acids)
Source: RefSeq, a predicted model, not a curated record